UCAACUUUCUUUUUAAAAAUCAAUAGAUUCUAUUUUUUGCACUCUCACGUAUAUUUCUCACUUUACCCUUACUAAUUUAAUAUAAUUCCAAUUUUACCCUCAUCUUCCCUCUAAAAUCCAAUCUCUCUCUCUCACACUCUGAGAUUUCAACGAUAAAUAAAAAGAGGGAGAGAGAGAGUCUAAGCUCGUCGUCGUCUUCAAUGGUGAAUCUCAAACCAAUUGGAUAAAACCAUAAAACAAACAAAAAUCCCCCAAAAAAAAAAAAACUUCACUAAUAAAGUCAAAUCACCACCACCAUGCCUUCCGAGUUAACACCAGAAGAACGAUCGGAACUAAAACAAUCAAUCGGCGAGUUCCACACAUACCAACUCGGUCCAGGAAGCUGUUCUUCACUCCACGCGCAACGAAUCCACGCGCCGCCGGAACUCGUCUGGUCAAUCGUCAGACGAUUUGACAAACCACAAACAUACAAACACUUCAUCAAAUCCUGCUCCGUCGAACAAAACUUCCAGAUGCGCGUCGGAUGCACGCGCGACGUGAUCGUCAUCAGUGGAUUACCGGCCAACACAUCAACGGAAAGACUCGAUAUACUCGACGACGAACGGAGAGUUACCGGAUUUAGUAUCAUCGGAGGCGAACAUAGGCUGACGAAUUACAAAUCUGUCACGACGGUGCAUAGGUUCGAGAAAGAGAAUCGGAUCUGGACGGUGGUUUUGGAAUCGUACGUCGUUGAUAUGCCGGAAGGUAACUCGGAGGAUGAUACACGUAUGUUUGCUGAUACGGUGGUGAAGCUUAAUUUGCAGAAACUCGCGACGGUUGCUGAAGCUAUGGCUCGUAACUCCGGUGACGGAAGUGGUUCUCAGGUGACGUGAAAACAAAAACGACGAAAAAAUUGAUAAAAUGAUUUAUUUUUCUUUUUUUAAAAAAAUUCAGAAAUGUUGCUUCAUAUAAGAUUCUCUUCUUUGUCUGUUUUUUUUUUUAACUUCAUAUAGUCAUAUUUUACCAUUUUCAUAUGUUGAGAAUGACAUAAAUGUCCUUACGUUCAAGGUUAUUUUGGGCAUUAACGUUUGUGGAUAACUAUGAAUC
This is a messenger RNA of Arabidopsis lyrata subsp. lyrata, 1086 nucleotides long. Its product is annotated as abscisic acid receptor PYR1. Gene Ontology annotation, molecular function: protein phosphatase inhibitor activity; abscisic acid binding; signaling receptor activity. The coding region runs from base 297 to 872 and encodes 191 amino acids. The record is from RefSeq and is a predicted model, not a curated record. The transcript has a single exon. Gene Ontology annotation, cellular component: cytoplasm; nucleus. NCBI's taxonomy places the organism in Eukaryota, Viridiplantae, Streptophyta, Magnoliopsida, Brassicales, Brassicaceae. Gene Ontology annotation, biological process: abscisic acid-activated signaling pathway.